AUGGCUGCUCUUAGAAUGAAUAAGACAGACUCUGCGGACCAGUUGGCUAUCAGUAACGUCGAUGCUAAGGUUGAGCCCUCCGUCGAUGACCAGUUAUCUCUGCAAUCUUCACCCCUCACCAAGACACCCACCCCUGUUGUAGAAGAUGAGCUUAUGUUGAGCCCCAAACCGCGACCCGUUGAAUCCGCAGCCGCAACGUCAACUCCAGCGCCUAGUCUAACUAAAAAUCUCGACAAAAAUCCAGAAUCUUAUUCAUCCAUCCCUGCAGACAACAGCCACAAACGUGGUAGACCUCGUGCUGGCAGACGUGGUCAUGGAAGGAGAGUGAUCACACCCAGAGUAUCAAUCAUUAGCAGCUUAUUCCAGAACCCGCUAAGACAACGGGCACCACAAUCCCGUCCUCAGCCGUUAAAGAAAAUUCCAGAUACCCGUUGUUCCAAUCAAUCGACUCCAAAGGAACCCCGCCCACAUGACACCCAGAUUACUGAGAAGAACAAACCUACCGCUCAAACAACUAUAGAAAAAAGUAAAAAAGUCAGAAAAAGUACCACUGCCGUCAGUCGUCAUGGGCGUCGUCCCACUGCACCACCGAGUUCUCGAUCAAAACCACAUUCCUCUACAGCGGUUUCUCUUGCAUCGAAUGAGCUCGAAUCAAAUUCUGGGCUUGAUAUCAGUCAAACAUCUCCAGUUUCUGACACGACAGAACCAAUGGUAGAUGAGGUACGGGCGCGAUUGCUACAAAUGCCUGAAAACAGCCCAGUGCAGUCUAGGAUGGAACCAUUCAAAGGUGAAGAUCAGCAGAGCACAUUCCGUACUCUCCCCUUCACUGGUCAUAACUUUGCUAAAAUUCGGUCUUCCAGUCUGAAGGCAUCGAAUUCUCUCCCUUCAUCCCCAUCCUCUCUGGACUCUACCCUAAGCUCAUCCAGUUCAUCACUUUCCAAGGAGGAAUAUCCUUUAAUCAACGAACGACCAUCUAUAAAGCUCGAACAUCGAGAAGGUCUUUCAGGUAGUAUUGAGCAGUUUGUACCUUCUGUUUCCACCGGUGCUCUUGCCGAGGCCAAACAGACUCGUUCGACACCUUUCAGUUCAUCACCGUCAUCUUCCACCUUAACCUUGUCAACUUUAUCCUCCAUUAGUACGGCGAAGCAACAUACGACUGCCCAUUCCCCAGUGUGCUCGUCGACUCUCCAUCCCAGUCCGACUUCCAACUGUCCUCCACCACUUCUACCACUGGCAACUUCAGCAUUUGAUGUUUGUUCACAGGAUGGGUUACUAUCGGGUUCAGCAAAUUCAGAUUCAUGUGCUGUGAUUCCGCCACCAACUCUAGUGC
Opisthorchis viverrini is the source of this 1330-nucleotide messenger RNA. RefSeq lists its product as hypothetical. The record is from RefSeq and is a predicted model, not a curated record. The annotation marks the transcript as partial. The transcript is spliced from 2 exons. NCBI's taxonomy places the organism in Eukaryota, Metazoa, Platyhelminthes, Trematoda, Opisthorchiida, Opisthorchiidae.